UUUUGUGAGGGAAAGGGAGGCGGUUUGGCCUUCAGGAAAGAAAAGAGAAUGAAAUAUUUUCCUUGCCUUAUGAUGCCUUUUAAACAGACGUGUUAAUGAGACUUUGGGCCUGUCGUUUUUUCCAAGGCCUGUUCCCUUUCUCUCUCCCGUCGGCCAUCUUGGGUCUCUUCCAUUCAGUUUCUUCUCUCGGUUUGUGAAGGACUAGGCCUGUUGGAAGGAUAUCUUUUCCAUUCCCUGGAUUGACUUGGCUUUACAAGGUUUAUUAUUAUUAUUAUUCCCAUUUCAAUGAAUUAACUGAAAGGGCCGAAAUUAAUUGGAAAGAAUGGCGACUGCUCAGAAACAAAGGACUUCUUUGAGCACGGCCAUAUUUCCCAAUAAAAUAACCACCGAGCAGCAAUCACUGGUGUUAGUGAAGAGGUUGCUGGCCAUCGCCGUCUCCUGCAUCACUUACCUGAGAGGCAUCUUUCCAGAAUGCGCCUAUGGGACGAGAUAUUUGGACGACUUCUGUGUGAAAAUACUAAGGGAAGACAAAAACUGUCCUAGCUCCAGCCAGCUGGUGAAAUGGAUGUUGGGGUGCUAUGAUGCGCUGCAGAAAAAAUAUCUCAGACUACUCAUGUUGGCGGUCUACACUGACCAGGAGGACCCAGAGACCAUUACAGAGUGCUACCAGUUUAAGUUCAAAUACACCGACCAUGGACCAUCCAUGGACUUCACAAGUAAAAACCCGGAGAAUAAUUCCAACAUCUCGUGUGUGGAUACUAAGAAAGCCAGCAUCCUACUGAUUAGAAAGAUUUAUGUCCUGAUGCAGAAUUUGGGUCCACUGCCUGAUGAUGUCUGCCUCACGAUGAAACUUUUCUAUUACGAUGAAAUUACUCCGGCCGACUACCAGCCUCCAGGAUUCAAAGAGGGUGAAUGUCAAGAGAUUGCCUUUGAGGGGGAACCUACUUUCUUAAAUGUUGGUGAGGUCCCCACCCCCUUCCAUAAGUUGAAGGUUAAAGUGAUGACGGAGAAAGAGCGAAUGGAGCGAGUGGAUAAAACCAUACUGAGGCAAAGCAACACUUUGACUUCUCCCAAGGCAUGCUACUCUGGAGGACAGGAACAGGAAAUGGAUGAAGAUUUUAUUGGCGAAGAUAGGAUAAGACAGCAGAAAACCGCACGCCAAUCUCUAUGUUCUCAAGAAAUAAAUUUAAUAUACGAGGAACACGAAGAAGAAAACAGAAAAAGAGAAGAAACUUCAAAUGUCUCCAACAAUAACGCCCAGGUGACGCAGCUAAUAAAUAAGACAUCAGCACUCGAAGUAGCUGAGAGCAAGACCCGAAGUGGGAAGCAAUUUCAGGGGAAUACAGUGGGUGUCGAAGGCGAAAGCAGCAGGAAGCCGUUGCCAGCAGCACGGGCCAAGAAGAGGGCUAGUGCAGAGUCAGGCAAACCAGUCUAUCAUUUUGACUUCUCUUCUAGUCAAAAUUCCGGUUGCAAACGGCGAAAAAUUAGUGAACCGAAAAAGAAAAAAUAGAUACAAGUUUCCUUG
Messenger RNA from Anolis carolinensis (green anole), 1525 nucleotides. It is a transcript of the gene hormad1, whose product is annotated as HORMA domain containing 1. Bases 323 to 1510 code for a protein of 395 amino acids. The record is from RefSeq and is a predicted model, not a curated record. The transcript is spliced from 16 exons. Lineage: Eukaryota; Metazoa; Chordata; Lepidosauria; Squamata; Anolidae.